AUGUCUCAAUUUGAUGAUAACAUUGAUGACAUUGAGGACAUUGAGGAUAAGGAGUUUGAGGAUCAGGAGCUUCUGAAUAUACUGCCUCCUCUGCAUGAUAUUCCCGAGAAUGGACAUGUCAUGAUCGAUGUCAAAGUCGAAACGAUGGGACCAGUUGAAGCUGUUUGUAAGCCUUCAGGCAAACGCAGGAUGAUUGUGGAAGCCAUUGCUACCCUGAAGCAAAAAGAAGGGGCAAACAAGUCAGCCAUAUCCAAGAACAUAGAAUUCAAAUACGUGGAAAUCGUUAUUGGAAAGAGUUAUCAAUGGCACGGUGAAGUAUUGAACAACAUUCGCGUGAGUAGCGAGAGGUUUAGAGAAAAACGAGAAGAUGAUAAUCUCCUAGACGAAGAACUUGACAAGCAUUUGGACGAUAUCAUCAAUCAAACACAUGCUACUUUAACCUUGGGCCCAAAUGAUGAGAUGGAGGUGGAUGAUACCCAAAUCCUGGUUGAUGAAGAUCCAUAUUUGCCCUCACAACCUCCGCCGGGUAAAAAAGCGAAACCGUGGUCAAGAGAUAAGAUUGGAGGAGGAAGAAAGAGAAAGGUCACAAUCCCCCCUCGGACAUCGCAACAACAAACUGAGGGUCAACAAAAUGAGGAUCAAGCACAUUCCUCUCGAGGCUCGCGCAUCCAGGUCGAGACUCAUUUUGAAGAAGCUGGUGGACCCGAGACUCAGUUUGACAUUGGUGGACCCGAGACUCAGUUUGACAUUGGUGGACCUGAGACUCAGUUUGGUGGGCAGUCGCAACCACAAUCGGGAGUCAAUUUAUCACCAUGGGGGAGUCCCAAUCUCAACCCCAAAUCGAGGCUCAGUUUGAUGGACAGUCGCAACCACACCAAAGUUCAAUACUCACGUAUCUUAAGAGGGGAGACAGGAUCCUACAGGGCCCAAACAAAUACACUCCGGAUGCGCACAAUAAAGGAAAAGGGAAAAAAUGAGACAUUUCAUUAUUUUGGACAUUUAUAG
Molecule: messenger RNA, 1005 nt
Organism: Oldenlandia corymbosa var. corymbosa
Lineage: Eukaryota; Viridiplantae; Streptophyta; Magnoliopsida; Gentianales; Rubiaceae
Source: the annotation of a GenBank genome assembly